Molecule: messenger RNA, 4890 nt
Organism: Sander lucioperca (pikeperch)
Lineage: Eukaryota; Metazoa; Chordata; Actinopteri; Perciformes; Percidae
Gene: klc1b
Product: kinesin light chain 1b
Exons: 15
Coding region: 135-1787 (550 amino acids)
Biological process (GO): microtubule-based movement
Cellular component (GO): kinesin complex; cytoplasm; membrane-bounded organelle
Molecular function (GO): kinesin binding
Source: RefSeq, a predicted model, not a curated record
CAAAACAUGACGUCACUAUAAUUCAACUCAGCUGCAGAGGCUGCUGGGAGAAUCUUGCUGUGUCGGAGACAUUUUGGAUUUAAAGGGGCUGAGCCGUCAGUCCUAGCUCUUGGUUUCCCUGAGCUAACUAGAAGAUGUCCACCAUGGUGUAUCCACGGGAAGAGAAGCUGGAGAAGCUCUCUCAGGAGGAGAUCAUCUCCAACACAAAGCUGGUGAUCCAGGGUCUGGAGGCCCUGAAGAAUGAGCACAACUCCAUCCUCCACAGCCUCCUGGAGACCAUCAAGUGCCUAAAGAAGGACGAAGAGGCCAACCUGGUGCACGAGAAGUCCAACCUGCUUCGCAAGUCAGUGGAGAUGAUUGAACUGGGCCUGGGAGAAGCUCAGGUGAUGAUGGCCCUGUCCAACCACCUGAACGCCGUGGAGUCUGAGAAGCAGAAGCUGCGCGCGCAGGUGAGGAGACUGUGCCAGGAAAACCAGUGGCUGCGGGACGAGCUGGCCAACACCCAGCAGAAGCUGCAGAAGAGCGAGCAGAGCGUGGCCCAGCUGGAGGAGGAGAAGAAGCACCUGGAGUUCAUGAACCAGCUCAAAAAGUAUGAUGAGGACGUCUCACCCACUCAGGAGGAGAAGGACCGAGAAACACCCAAGGACUCCCUGGACGACCUCUUCCCCAACGAUGAGGAGGAGCAUGGCCAAGGAAUGCAACACCAACACAACAGUGCAGCCGUGGCUGCAGCCCAGCAGGGAGGCUACGAGAUCCCGGCCCGUCUGAGAACCCUGCACAACCUGGUGAUCCAGUAUGCCUCCCAGGGCCGGUACGAGGUGGCUGUCCCCCUCUGCAAGCAGGCUUUGGAGGACUUGGAGAAGACUUCUGGACACGACCACCCUGACGUGGCCACCAUGCUCAACAUCCUGGCCUUGGUCUAUAGAGAUCAGAACAAAUACAAAGAGGCCGCCCAUCUGCUCAACGAUGCUCUGUCCAUCCGUGAGAAAACCCUGGGCAAAGACCAUCCCGCUGUUGCUGCGACGCUGAACAACUUGGCUGUGCUGUAUGGAAAGAGGGGAAAGUACAAGGAGGCUGAACCUCUGUGUAAGAGGGCUCUGGAGAUCAGAGAAAAGGUCCUGGGGAAGGACCACCCAGAUGUGGCCAAACAGCUCAACAACCUGGCUCUGCUUUGCCAGAACCAGGGCAAGUAUGAGGAGGUGGAGUACUACUACUGCCGUGCCCUGGAGAUCUACGAGAGCAGGCUGGGCCCAGAUGAUGCCAAUGUUGCCAAAACCAAGAAUAACCUGGCAUCCUGCUUUCUCAAACAGGGGAAAUACAAGGAGGCUGAGAUUCUGUACAAAGAGAUUCUGACUCGUGCUCAUGAGAAAGAGUUUGGAUCUGUUGAUGCUGAAAACAAGCCCAUCUGGAUGCAUGCAGAGGAAAGAGAGGAGAUGAGCAAGGGCAAGCACAGAGACAACACUCCAUACGGAGAGUACGGAGGCUGGUACAAGGCCUGCAAAGUCAACAGCCCUACAGUGAACACCACCCUGAGGAACCUGGGCGCCCUGUACCGCCGGCAGGGCAAGCUUGAGGCUGCGGACACCCUGGAAGAGUGUGCUGUGAGGUCUCGCAAACAGAGCAACACAGGCAUUGAUCCCAUCCACCAGACACGUGUGGUGGAGAUCCUGAAGGAUACAGACGGCGACAGGCGGAGGAGCAGGGACAGCCUGAGCAGCGUUAAGUAUGAAAGCGGCUCUGAGACCGGCGAGGAAGUGAGUAUGGGCGUGGAGUGGAACGGGGCCUAAGCCAUCAAGAUUAUUCCUCCAUCCUUCUCUCCUUCCCCAACACCAUAGCAAAAGGAUGUGUGUUGUCGUUCCCUCUGGCCUUCUCUGUCCCAAACAAACCAACAGCAUCCUCCACCAUUCCCGGUGCCCCCCCCCCCCCCUCCGGUUGCAGAGACUCAGAAAGUCCCCUCCUGGCUGUCACCUCUGUCCCCUGUUCAGCUGACACCUGCUGGGACGUUUGGUCUUCUCAUCUCUGCUCUCUUUUUUUAUUUGAUUUUUUCCUCUCUUCCUUUCACUCUCUCUCUCUCUAUCCUCUCCUCUCACUAACGCUGUGUCAGAAAUAGUGACUUCAACUCUCUCUCUCUCUCUCGCUCACUUGACAUUAAAAAGCAAAAUUCAUUGUGUGUGAACUCUUUUCCCUGUGAGGAAGCCACUCGCACUUUUUUCUUCCUCCAACACCCAUUUGUAAUUUUUCAUAGGCGCGUAGUAGAUUUAUUUGGCUAGAUAAGAGGAGCAGGAAAGUAAUUUAUUAGAAGAAGGUAAAAUAUGAAAGAUUUGGAGGAUCAGGGACACCCUUUUGAAGGCAGCCUUGGCUCCAGACAUCACUCCAACCCACGGUCAGAUAAAACAUUACAAUCACUAUAGAGUGGAUAUAUUACAAAACUCCACAGUUGCUCUGCAUUGGUCUCACUCGCAGUUUAUUAAAGAUGACCUCAAAGCUAGCUUGCAACCUGGUGCCUGUAUUUAGCCAAAAUAGUAUUUUUUUUUUUUUAAUUAAUUUUUUUUAAAGAAAGGUAUUUUUUUGCUGUUAGUUUUCUGUUUUUAACUAUUUUAACAAUAAUGAGAUCAAAUGCCUAAACAGUGUGGAAGUAAAUGGUACUGUAUAGUUUAACAUGCUUAUCAAAAUAUGUCAUUUAUUUUUUUUGACUUCUGUGGCUGGUGGGAAAUGAGGAGGGAGCAUUGCUUCUCAAUAUUUAGUUUUUUUUUUUUUUUUAUUGAUAUAUUUCCUUUUUAAUUUCAAUUUUGUAUGAUUUUGUUUACAUUUUCUUUUUUUUUUUAAAUGUUGAUUUAUUUUGUGGCUGAAUAUUAAGGCAGUAGUUAGUCAAUAAUGCCUGUUGUGAAAGACUAGUAGGGCCAACAUCGGCUGACAGCAAAUUGGCUAGAUCACAGCAAGCUAAAAUUUAGUUUCAAGUUGCUUUCAUGGGCUUCAGUGUCCUUUGGUUUUGGAGCGUUCACACAGGCUCUACACUGGUACAAUAGGUACACAGUGGCUUGCAUUUACAAAGGGAAUUAACAACAUCGGCUGAUGCUGUAAAGCCAAAAUGACCGCAGAGACCAACCGGAGCAUCUAGCACAGACACUGGCCACCUGGGAAAUUGCUAAAUAAUAGUCGAUUUCAAAAUAAUGCGGGUAAAUGCCCAGAAUUGCCUUUUUAUUUGUUGGUGUAGAAGUAGACGCUAGUGUUAUUAUUCAAUGGAAGCCUGGAUUCCCCAGUAGUUUUAGUGUGUAUUUGUGUAUAUUUUGGUGGUACAGUCGCAGUGCCCACUCUGGCUAUGGAUACUGUAUUGAACACAAAGCUUAAUGGAGUGUGUUGCCUUUUUUCUUACACAGUUGUUUGCAAGCAAACCUUGUCACUUUGGUGAAUCGUGUUUUUAGACACCGAAAAGUACAGUGCGAGUGUUUCAUCAAGAUCAACAUGUUGUUUCAGAUGUUUAACUAACAAUGUAAAAUGACUUCAACAUCUUUAAAGUGUAAUUGUAGGCUGUAUUUAUAGAUUUGACAAGUGCAUUCACUAUACGGCUUUUCAGUAUGCUACUUGCCUUGAUUCUUCAUUCCUUCCAAUGAGUACACCUAUACUUCUAAUGCAACUCUGAACAAAAGAAUUGACUAUGUACAUCAUAUAAUUAUGACAAUAUUGUUGUGUUAGUGGAAUGCUUAUUUAUUGAACUGUCUAUUCUUGGCAUAUAUAGUGUGAUUUCAGUUUCCUAAAGUGGAAUAAAACAUAAAUGGUAAGGUCUAUAAGCACUAUCUUAGUAAGUAGAACUGCAUUAUAUUUACCAUUCUGCAUUGUGAAGAUUAUUGCAUCAACACUUGUUGGUAUUCUCAAAUAAAGUUUUUCAUUUGUGAAGUUUUGUCUUUUCUCUGCAUCGGAUUGAGAAGUCUGUAUCAAUGUGUGCCGUCAGUGGAAACUUUUAUGUUUCAUCUCUAGUGGCGACUGCAGCGCCUCCCAGUGGAACACACACAUUUAUUUUGGCAGAUACAUGAUUAACCCACAGCCCCCCCUCCCCCCUGCUGGUGAUAAGCCUGUAUUGCAUUAUGAUGAUCACUCUGGUCACUGCUUGGUUAGUAAUUCAAACACACUAUGCAGGACAGCUGGUAUGUAACAAUAAAAAAAUGAAUGAAUGGAUGGAUUGAUAAAUUACUAUAACACAAAAAAACGCUUUGAGCUUGAUUAUUUCCAUUAUCUAAUCUGCUGGUUGAUUUCUGGAUACAUUGAUUAAUCAUUUGGUCUGUAAAGAAUAUAGUGACAAAUGUCCAUCACAUAUCCUAAAGCGCAACGUGACGUAUUUGCGCUGCUUGUUUUGUCCAACCGACUAAAACCCAAAGAUACUCAGUUUGCUGUCACAAAAGACAAAGAAACGGAGCCAAUUCUCCCGAUUAAGAUGCUGUAACUUGCUUUUUAAAUGACAUAAAGGAUAAACCAAACAUCAGAAUAGUUGCUGAUUCUGUAGAUGAAAAAAUAACACACAACACAACCAUUGGACAAUUAUGAGCCCUUCACACAAGUGACCUUGCUUGAUGGAUGUGCAAACUGAAGUAUCUACAGUUGAUUCUAAUGGUGUAACUUUUCAAAAGAUACAUAUACUUGAUGGUUACAGAGUGAUAAUGAUGACAAUUUUGUGGAAAGGUCAGUUAUCGGGGGAGGAAAUGACGCCAGCGUCGCAUGCUGUCUUUGUUUGACACUGAACACGUUUGCAAAUCUAGCUAAAUGUUUCAGUAUCGCCUAAUGUAUUGCUCUUAAAAUGAUUUCAUGUACAAACCCCCUUUUUGUGAGACUUAAAGCCGUUUGGCUGCAAACAGCCAUUCAUAACAGGACUGGCGUAUGCAACAUCAACCAAAAUAA